CCUAGCUCUUAAUAGGAAUUUCCUGAAGCCUAAGAGAUAAUCAAACAUAUCUGGUUGAUAUGUCAUUCAUGAACACUGGGUAGAUCAAUAAGAUUCACUCCAGGGUGAGAGUUUUCUUUAAUGUGGCCAUUGUCACAUCUCUAGCUCAUUUGUGACUUUGUACAAACAACCUGUGUAGAGUCUAGGAAAUCCAAAUUUUCUUCCCCUCAAUUCCUAGCAAAACAGCUCUGAGUUAAGGGGAUAAAAAUAAAGGAAAAAGAACAGUUAGUGAGCAGGAAUCAUUAUACAAAUGCUUUUGUAAAAUGCUUUGUCAUUGAGAGAACAGACAAGGGAGCAGAAGGAAGAGGAGAAAGAAGAUCUCUGGCCCAGCUCUCCAUCAUGAUCUGUCCAACCAAUGACCAAAGAAAAAUCCCAGUGACUCAUUCUUCCUGCCCACUUCAGUGUAGCUACAAAGACCCAAAUCUGUGCACAUGGCCUAAUCAUAAAAGUGUCAAGAAGAUUAGAGACUAAAUGAAGGUUCUAUAUUUUGUACUUGGGGAAGAAAUGAUCAAAGAUCAGCAGAAAUGAGUCUGACACUAGGCAGGUAGCAUCAAAAGGAGCCAAGAGCCAAUUCCAAGUCUGAGCCCAAAGCUAGUUAACAGAAUUGGUGCUGAAGAGAAGCUGUGGAGCUAAUUUAGGUUUUAUAUUGAAUAAGGACCUGGAGUUUAAUCCUCUUUUUGGUCUGAGACCUGCAGCUGAAUAACCAGAACAAAAGAGGCUUAUAAUUCUACAUCAACAGAGCCUUUUAGCUAACUGAUAGCAACCGUGGUUAGCAGCAGUAUAUUGGAACCCCAAUUAGGGACAAGUCUGUAACAGUAUUGCUAAGAUUCCAAUCUAAAGCAAGAUCUCAUCAGACUCAGACAAGGGAGUCAAUGAUCAGAAUACGCUGAUAAACUUGCUUUGGGCACACUGAAAGUUAGCAGGUCACCAUCUUGAGUCACUCCUCAUGUUCAAUAAAAAAAGUACCAAUUCAAGGAGUAAGAUUAGAAUAUUGAAUUUUUUAAAAAUACUAUCAGGAAAAAAAGCUAUCAUUGAGACCCAAAAUAUAAACCCAGAGGAAAAGUUACUCCAAAAUAUUUACAAACUAAGUCUCAAAGAAAAUAGAACUUGAAUCCAAGAUCAACUAGAAUUACUAGAAGAAAUAAUAUUAAUAAUAGUUUUAAAUUAUUUUACAAAUAGCAUUUACAGCAUAUAGAACUUUUAGGUUUAUAAACCAAUCUAUAGAACUCAUAGGUUUAUAAGUACUGAAUCAUUUAGUCCUUAUAAAAACCCUGGAACGUCAAUGUUAUUAUUAAGCCCAUUUUACAAAUGUGAAAACAAAAGCUAAGUAACUUGUCCAAGAUUACACAGUUGGGAAGUAUAUAAAGUUGGAUUUGAAUUCAGAUUUUCUUGACUCCAGGUCCAGUGCUUUUGGGGAGGAGGAGAGAUUUAAAGGGGGAAUUGACAGCUUAGUACAAGAAGUUAAAAAGUUACACAAGUGGAGGAGGCCUGAGAUGGUGGAGGCCGGGGCUGUGGGGUGCUUCUCUGUGCUGGGGCUUCCGCGCUCCCAUGGUCGGGCCCUCUUGGGCGGCACUAGAUUGGGUACUUUCGUGCUGCGGCUACCUCAAGCUGCCACAAUGUCAUCAUUCUCAAACCUCUCAAAGGGCCGGAAGGUGGUGCUCUCAGUUUGGGGCAUGCUGGUAGAGGGCGGUGCAGGGCUUGUUGUGGCCCUGCACACUGCUGUAGAUGCCAGUGACUUGGAACUACACCCACCAAGCUACCCCUGGUCACACCAAGGCCUCCUCUCCUCCUUGGACCAUGGCAGUAUUUGCCAGGGCUUCCAGGUCUAUAAGCAGGUGUGCUCUUCCUGCCACAGCAUGGAUUUCCUGGUUUAUCACCAUUUGGUGGGUGUGUGCUACACUGAAUCAGAAGCCAAGGCUCUGGCAGAGGUGAUAGAGGUUCAGGAUGGCCCUAAUGAAGAUGGAGAGAUGUUCAAGAGGCCAGGGAAGCUUUCUGACUAUUUCCUCAAGCCCUACCCCAACCCUGAGGCUGCUCGGGCUGCCAACAAUGGAGCACUACCUCUCGACCUCAGCUACAUCAUCAGAGCCAGGCACCGCGGUGAGGAUUAUGUCUUUUCCCUACUCACAGGGUACUGUGACCUCCCUGCUGAAGUCUCCCUUAGAGAGGGCCUUCACUUCAAUGCCUACUUCCCUGGCCAGGCCAUUGCCAUGGCUCCUCCUAUCUACAAUGAGAUCCUUGAGUAUGGUGAUGAUACACCAGCCACUAUGUCACAGGUAGCAAAGGAUGUGUUUCUGCAUUGGGCUGCUGAACCAGAACAUGAUCAUCGCAAACUCAUGGGGCUCAAGAUGCUGCUAAUGUUCAGCUUGCUGAUCCCCCUUACCUACGUCAUGAAAAGGCACAAGUGGUCAGCAAAGAGUCAGAAGCUGGCAUAUCAGCCCCCUAAGUGAUUAUGUGGACAUCUUUCCCCACUUUGGGUUUGAUUCACCUCAGCCCUUCCUGGCACAUCCUAUCCCACAGAAAUGGUCAGCCUGGAAGUCAGGUCCACUCAGUCUGAUCACUCCUUAGAUGGGCAAGGGUGGGCAUAGGGUGGAAGAACUGGCUUUGCCCCACCAGCACUGCCAGUCCCCUCCUCCCCUCAUCAGAAAUAAAUUAAGUUUCUCAAUGUGAGAAAAAAGAAAGAAAGAAAAGGGGGGAAAAGAGAAAAAAAAGUUACACAAGUAAGAGAUUACCUGAAAAUUAGAAUGAAUCAAACACAAAUUCAAUGAAUCCACAAGACAAAGAAGAAGAAGAAGAAGAAGAAGAAGAAGAG
Messenger RNA from Antechinus flavipes (yellow-footed antechinus), 2848 nucleotides. RefSeq names its product cytochrome c1, heme protein, mitochondrial-like. Gene Ontology annotation, biological process: mitochondrial electron transport, ubiquinol to cytochrome c. Lineage: Eukaryota; Metazoa; Chordata; Mammalia; Dasyuromorphia; Dasyuridae. Gene Ontology annotation, molecular function: heme binding; electron transfer activity. The record is from RefSeq and is a predicted model, not a curated record.